AUGGCUGCUGCUUCGUCUUCUACCUCGCGCUCUCUCCUCCUCCUGCUGGUGGUGGUAGCCGUCAGUGCAUCCCCGACGACGCUGGCCGGCGCGGCCCGCUCCGCGCACCUGACCGCCGGCUUCACCCGCGUGAGGCUUCGGGAGUCGCAGUUCGUGGUGCAGAGGCCCUACGACGUGCCCCUCCGCGAGCGCUACCAGCACUCCGGCGGCGUCCGCCGCAUGUGGGUCUUCGCCUUCGACAAGCCCAUCAGGGCCACCCACCCCCGCGGCGCGCGCACCGAGAUCAAAGUCGACGUAACCAUCUACAGCUCCGGGGUGUGGCAGUUCGAGGGCGACGUGUUCGUCCCGUCGGGCACGUCGGGGGCGUCGGUGAUGCAGAUCUUCGGCGCGGCGACGCACGCCACGACGCUGAUGCUGCACGUCUACGGCGGCCGGCUCACCUACUACCACGACCUGCGCAGGGUGCUCGCCGCCGGCGUCUACGACAGGUGGGUGCGGCUCCACGUCGUGCACGACGUCGCGGCGGGGAACGUGACGGUCUUCGUCGACGGCGAGCGGCGGCUGAGCGCCCCCGGCCAGGGCGGGAGCGAGCACUACUUCAAGUUCGGGGUGUACAAGCAGUCGCACCACCAGCCGUCGCGGCGCAUGGAGUCGCGCUGGAAGAACGUGGCCGUCUACACCAAGCCGUGACCGACAUCGACGAACAUCGUCGGGUCGAUCGAUGUGUCAGCGCGGGUAGAUG
Molecule: messenger RNA, 742 nt
Organism: Panicum virgatum (switchgrass)
Lineage: Eukaryota; Viridiplantae; Streptophyta; Magnoliopsida; Poales; Poaceae
Product: citrate-binding protein-like
Exons: 2
Coding region: 1-690 (229 amino acids)
Source: RefSeq, a predicted model, not a curated record